Hippopotamus amphibius kiboko is the source of this 5982-nucleotide messenger RNA. RefSeq names its product CDK5 regulatory subunit associated protein 1 like 1 (gene CDKAL1). Gene Ontology annotation, cellular component: endoplasmic reticulum. Bases 804 to 2540 code for a protein of 578 amino acids. The record is from RefSeq and is a predicted model, not a curated record. Gene Ontology annotation, biological process: tRNA methylthiolation. Gene Ontology annotation, molecular function: tRNA (N(6)-L-threonylcarbamoyladenosine(37)-C(2))-methylthiotransferase activity; 4 iron, 4 sulfur cluster binding. The transcript has 16 exons. Lineage: Eukaryota; Metazoa; Chordata; Mammalia; Artiodactyla; Hippopotamidae.
UGGACCAAGAAUGUAACAGUGGGUAUAGUUGUAAAUAGUCAGAUUCUGAAUGUUUGGAAGGUCACGCCAACAGGCUUCUGUUGGUGGAAUGGAUUUAGGGUGAAGGAAAUAGAGGAGUCAGGGAUGAUGCCAGGAUUUUUGGCCUGAGUGGGUGGAAGGUUGGGAUUGCCUUUAAGUGAGAUGAGGAAAGUUGUGGGAGGAUCUGGUGUGAUGUUGUUGGUUGCAGGUGGGGUAAGGUGGGGAGAAGAUCAAGCCUUCUGUUUUUUACUUUUUAAGUUUGAAAUAAUUAGACAUUCAAGCAGGGGUGUUGAAUAGGCAGUUGGACAUCUGAGUCUGAAGUUCAGGGGAGGACUGGGACUGGUUACAUAAGCAUGUAGUUGGUAUUUCAAGGCCACAGGACUGGCUGAGAUCACCUAGGGUGUGUCUGUAACUGGAGAAGAGAAGUCCUGUAACGGAGCCCUGGGGGCAUUCUGAUGUGGAGAAGUUGGAGAGGAGAAGAGGAACCAGCAAAGGGGACUUGGGGAAUGGCUAACGUGGUAGGAGGAGAACUCAGUGGAUGGGAUCCCAGAAGCCAGUGAAGAAAAUAACUCAAGGGAAUGAGUGGACGGACUCUUCGCCACUGGAUCACCAGGGAAGUCCCAGCUUCUCUAUGUUUUAGAUUUUCUUUUUUUUUGGCCGAGCUGUGCGGCUUUUGGGAUUUUAGUUCUCUGACCAGCAUUCAAACCCAGGCCCCUGGCAGUGAGAGUGCAGAUUCCUAACCACUGGACCACCAGGGAAUUCCCUAGAUUACUCUUUGAAAGAAGAUGCCUUCUGCAUCCUGUGAUACACUCCUGGAUGACAUAGAAGAUAUUGUGUCACAAGAAGAUUCAAAGCCCCAAGAUAGGCAUUUUGCGAGAAAGCACGUUGUUCCAAAGGUGCGAAGGCGAAAUACCCAAAAAUAUUUGCAAGAGGAAGAUAGUCCACCAAGUGAUAGCACUAUUCCAGGCAUACAGAAAAUUUGGAUACGAACAUGGGGUUGUUCUCAUAAUAAUUCAGAUGGAGAAUAUAUGGCUGGACAACUAGCUGCUUAUGGAUAUAAAAUUACAGGAAAUGCAUCAGAUGCAGACUUAUGGCUCCUGAAUAGUUGUACUGUAAAAAAUCCGGCUGAAGACCACUUUCGAAACUCAAUUAAAAAAGCUCAAGAGGAGAACAAGAAAAUCGUGCUCGCUGGAUGUGUUCCUCAAGCCCAGCCUCGUCAAGACUACCUUAAAGGGCUGAGCAUCAUAGGGGUUCAACAGAUAGAUCGUGUGGUAGAAGUUGUGGAGGAAACAAUUAAAGGUCACUCUGUGAGACUGCUGGGUCAGAAAAAGGAUAAUGGAAAACGGUUGGGGGGAGCACGGCUGGAUUUGCCAAAGAUUAGGAAGAAUCCACUGAUAGAAAUCAUUUCCAUCAAUACUGGGUGUCUCAAUGCUUGUACCUACUGCAAAACUAAACACGCCAGAGGAAAUUUGGCCAGUUAUCCAAUUGAUGAGUUAGUAGAUAGAGCCAAACAGUCUUUUCAAGAGGGUGUUUGUGAGAUAUGGUUGACCAGUGAAGACACCGGGGCUUAUGGCAGAGAUAUUGGCACCAGUCUCCCCGCGCUACUGUGGAAACUGGUUGAAGUGAUUCCUGAGGGAGCAAUGCUGAGGCUUGGCAUGACAAAUCCGCCCUAUAUUUUAGAGCAUCUGGAGGAAAUGGCAAAAAUCCUUAAUCACCCCCGAGUCUAUGCAUUUCUGCACAUACCAGUCCAGUCUGCCUCUGACACUGUGCUCAUGGAAAUGAAAAGAGAAUACUGCGUGGCUGACUUCAAAAGAGUAGUGGAUUUUCUGAAAGACAAAGUUCCUGGAAUAACUAUUGCUACAGAUAUUAUCUGUGGUUUUCCUGGAGAAACAGACCAAGAUUUUCAAGAAACAGUGAAACUUGUUGAAGAAUACAAAUUUCCAAGUCUCUUUAUUAACCAAUUUUACCCAAGACCAGGAACUCCUGCUGCAAAAAUGGAACAAGUUCCAGCGCAAGUGAAAAAGCAAAGAACAAAAGAUCUUUCUCGAGUAUUUCAUUCUUACAAUCCGUAUGAUCACAAGAUUGGUGAGAGACAACAAGUGUUAGUCACAGAAGAAUCUUUUGACUCCAAGUUUUAUGUUGCACACAAUCGAUUCUAUGAGCAGGUUUUAGUGCCAAAGAGCCCCACAUUCAUGGGGAAAAUGGUCGAAGUGGACAUUUAUGAAUCAGGAAAACAUUUUAUGAAAGGGGAGCCAGUUUCAGAGGCCGAAGUAUACACGCCAUCCAUCAGCAAACCCUUAGCGAAAGGAGAAGUCUCAGGUUUAACAGAGGAAUUCAGAAAUAAGCUUGGGAAACACCUGAAUUCAGUAUCCCACACCUCAGCUGCAACUCAGCGAGAUUCGGCAAGUUCCAGAAAGGCACUACAAUUGCAGAGGCUACACCAGGACUGUGCACUGAGGAUGUCUGUGGGCCUGGCUCUGUUUGCUUUUCUUUUUGCUUUUUUGAUCAAAGUCUAUAAUUAAAAUACAACUAACUGAAGCAUCUGUGAAGAAUAACGGGUUCGAUCCCCUGGUUGAGGAAUUAAGAUCCCACAUAUUGCAAGGCACGGCCUUAAAAACAAGAAAAGAAAUCUGUAAAGAAGAAUAAAUUUCUAAUUAAAAUCUUCAAAGAAAAGGAGAGCGACCACAUCAGUUCUCAAAGGGCAAAAAUUUAUACUGGUCUCACCGCCUGCUCUUCAGCCACAGUCUUUAAUGAGGCUUACCCUGUCUCACAUUGAGCCGGACCCAUUGGUUAUUUGACGUAAAACCUAAUAACAGCUGCCAAAGCAUAUCUUUUCAAUUAAGCUCCCUUUGGUUUAUUUUUAGCAAGAAAUGCAAGUGAUUGCAUUUUCUUUAAAUCAAAUCACCAAUCUUCAAGUCAGAACCUAUUUGUACGGUGGGUCUGGUCACCUCUCCCUUGUGUGGGAAAAAUUUUCCAUUUUCAAUAAACAUUUUACAAUGUAUCUUUCUCUUUAUGCAUUGCUUGGGGUCCUGAUGCUACAACAUCUUAUUUUCCGUAGCAGGUGUGUUCCUGAAAAGUUUAUACGGAAACCUGUUUUUGGAACUUGAAUCCUUUUGGAAUGCACAGGGAGAGCCUGCCAGUUAAAGGGCUCCUGGCAACAUUUUGAGAACUGAGGAUCACCAACUUCUUUAGCACCUACAAACUUUCAAAAACUGAAUUUGUCUAAAACAAGCUCUGCCUCUUUUCUGACAUUUUUGAUCGAUUCCAUCAGCAGUUUGUUUCUACCUGACAACAUUGGCCUUUACUAAAUGAAGUGAUUUCUUUCACAAUAAAAGGAAUUGGUGUAACGAACAAGUCUCAUGACUGUCAGAAUUUAAGUAAGUUACUUGGAUUGUAUAGUCCCAGGGAAAUCAGGUGCCCAGUGGUUACUGUAGGGCAGUUGUCAUUUUUAAACCCCCACCCUUGUUCAGCUCUUCCCUUUAUCUCAAAAUGUUUUAUCCUUUUUUGUGUCUUUAAGGAAUCCAAAUUAAAAUUAUAUCAUGUCAGUGAGUUAAAAAAACAAAACAGAAAACUUGAGUGUUAGUACAUAUCUCUCGAAUCUGGUAUGUGCUUCUAAGAGGAGGUCACAUUUAAAAGGCAAGGAUCUGCUCAUCCUCUAGGAGCCCUGCAUUGAGACAGCCACUUGGGAUCAGCCUGUUCUGUCAGCAGGAAGAGGGAAACAUGGUAUCAGAGAGAGUAGAGGAGCUUGCUGUGCUUCCUUUCUUGAGAUACAUGCAGUCAUUUCUUUAUUAAUAAACAGAGUGGGUUCCAGCGUGGUACAUAUUCAGCAAAAACGUAGCAGAAGUGGAAAUACUACCAAAAGCCUAGAGUCACAAUAUAUAGGACAGAAGAAAAGCUUCACCUCUGGUACUGACUGGAGACAGAAAGCUUUUUAUUUUUCUAUUUCCCCAGUCUCACCCUUUACCUCUCACCCCUUCAUCUAUUUCCUUCCUCCCUUUUAACUCUGCACCCGUCUCUUCCCCACUCCCUUCAUUUUUAUUCCUGUAAGUGAGUGAUACACCCAGUGGUCCGACAGCACUACUGCCCCCUCACCAGCCAUGGUGGGGAUUCUCAGGGAUUAUUCAGCCAUGCAGGGUUGUCCCCACUCUGCCCCAAAUGUUACCCUCAGUUAGGCUGCAACUCCACUCUGCAAUUUGGUCGAGAAAGUUUGGUCCAGGAGACCUGCAGCAGGGACAAGAUCAUGCAUGAUAGCGGUCACCAUGUUGGUGAACAGUUGGCGAGGGGGUGGUCGUGGUCUGCAAAUCCAGCUUACUUUUUUCCACGACCUCCUGCUAGAGGGAGAAGAGAGAGAAAGGUGGGUGGGUGGUGACCACUCGGUUAUCUUGUGGACAGAACUCUGAGCACAACUGAGCCUGGGAGCCGUUGGGGGCAAGUGUGGCACCAGCAAAACUGUUCCCUUUCCGGCUCCUGCCCUUCCUGCCCAUAGUGCAGUGGCCCAUCUUUUACCCCUUUGGGGUUAGGCCUGAUGGUGUGACCUGCUUUGGCACAUGCAAAGAGAGUGGAAAGGUCACGUCUUUCUUUGGGACAGACACUUUCGAAUCCGGUCUGCCCUGUACUCUUCCCGCCACAGAGGUGAUUUUGAACGCACAUGUCGGGAUGACGCUUCCCCCAGCCUGGGUCCCUGAGGAAGCACAAGGAGCAUAGCCUCCUGCCAGCGUGUGCUUGACAUUGUGUAGGACAAGAAAGGAGCUUGUGUUCUGUUGUGUCACCGAGAUUUGGAAGCUGUUACCAUCGCAUAAGACCACCUAUCCUGAUUCACACAGAGUCAGGCAUGGUAGAACAAUUGACAUAUUUUUUCAUGUUUUUUCUUGGUACCAAAGUCUUUUCUUUCUUUCUUUAAUGUGGCUCUCUCCACUAAAAAGGAAAUCUGUGAAGAGAUCUGUCUUCGUUCAUUCAGGCUGCUAUAACAGAAUACCACAGAUCAGGUAGCUUCUAAGCAACAGAAAUGUGUUUCUCACAUUUCUGGAGGCUGGAAGGUACAAGAUCAAGGUGCCAGCAGAUUUGGUAUGUUGUGAGGGCCCACUUCCUGGUUCAUAGAUGGCAGUCUUCUUGCUGUGUCCUCAUAUGGCAGAAGGGGCAAAGGAACUUCCUCAAUCUUUCUUUUAAGGGUACUUGUCCCAUUCAUGAGGGCUCUACCUUCAUGACCUAAUCACCUUUCAAAGGUGGAGGCAGGAGAGGACAAUAUUCAGUCUAUAGAAAGAUUUUUUUUUUAAUACUUUGGCCAACUUUUUCUAAUUCUUUAUUAAAGUGAGACAAACAUGAAAAUGCAUAUGCAUGUACAUAAAUACAGGUACAUAAAUCAUAAGGGAGCAGCUUGAUGGGUUUUCUUCUCUUUUUUCCCUUGGCCGGGUUGGGUCUUCAUUACUGUGUGUGGGCUUUCUCUUGUUGAGGAGAGCGGGGGCUACUCUUCAUUGCUGUGCACAGGCUUCUCAGUGUGGUGGCUUCUCUUGUUGUAGAGCAUGGGCUCUAGACGCACAGGCUUCAGUAGUGGCAGCACUUGGGCUCAGUAGUUGUGGCUUGCAGGCCCUGAGAGUGGAGGCUCAGCAGUUGUGGCGCACGGGCUUAGUUACUCCACGGCAUGUGGGAUCUUCCUGGCCCAGGGAUCGAACCCGUGUCCCCUGAAUUGGCAGGUGGAUUCUUAACCCCUGUGCCACCAGGGAAGUCCAGCUUGAUGAACUUUCAAAAAGUGAACACACAUUGUAACCAGCACCAACAGGCUUCCCAUGUACCUUCCCACUCGCUAACUCUGUUCCCCCAAAGGUAACUGCUAUCUGUAUUUCUAACAUCGCAGAUUGGUCUGCCUGUUCAUGAACUUCAUAUAAAUGGAAUCAUACAGCAGGGGCUGUUUUGUGUCUGCCGCCUUUGGCUCAAUGUUGCGUGUGAGAUGCAUCCUGGGUGUUGUGU